Molecule: messenger RNA, 1050 nt
Organism: Aphanomyces invadans
Lineage: Eukaryota; Oomycota; Saprolegniomycetes; Saprolegniales; Verrucalvaceae
Exons: 4
Coding region: 77-802 (241 amino acids)
Biological process (GO): mRNA destabilization
Cellular component (GO): cytoplasm
Molecular function (GO): mRNA binding
Source: RefSeq, a predicted model, not a curated record
UGCCGCUGUGGCCAUUCCCAGAUCGCUCGCUCCUCCUGGGCACUCCAGCGGCCAAAGCACAUCGCGGCGGCCGACCAUGGCGGACAACGGGCGAAGGAAGCAGCGGCGGCGAAAGCACAAACCUGUCGCGCUCGGUCCUCGGUUCAGCCGGGAUGCACAGGACGUCAGCAAGGGCAUUGUCAACGACAUCUCCUUGUUUGACGACACCGUCUUGACGCCAUACUUGCGACUGGGGACGUGCCGGUACUUCGUCAUCAAGUCGUUCAGCGAAGCCAACAUCCACAAAAGUGUUAAGUACGGCAUAUGGACCAGCACCGAUACGAACAAUGUCACGUUGGACAUGGCAUUCAAGAGCGAUCUGUCGUGCAUUCGGCCCAUCUUACUCUUCUUCAGUGUUUGCGGGUCCAAGCAUUUCUGUGGCAUUGCCAGAAUGACGUCCGCUGUCAACUUCGACGUGACGUUUGGACUUUGGGAGAAGCAAAAGUACGAAGGAUAUUUUCACGUGGAGUGGCUCGUGCUCAAGGACGUUCCCAACCAUGUACUCAUGACGGUCGAAUUGAACCAGAAGAGUUUUCCGCGCGCAUGUGACGGUGAUGAGGUUGCGUACAACGAGGCGACUGAGUUCAUGCACUGCUACAUGUCAUAUCCCAGCACGACGAGUUUCUUGGACGACAUGGCGUACUACGACUCCCUCCAGGUCGCCCUCGAAUCGAAACGCGGUCUGACGAGGCAGGACCAAGAAGACGAUGCCAUCGACGAUCUGCACUUCUACUUAAUCCCCGCAGCGUCGACUGCAUCAUGACGCCGUGGUCCUUGCCGUCACGGUCGGUGAGUGUCGACCCACCAUGGCAGCGAUCCAUCAAAUCGAAAGGAUUUUGGAUGUCCAAUCAAAACGCGUCAACACAGAAUUUUCGUCUAUUUCAACCAAUCAAUUGGUGCUUUGACAACGAGGAUGUGGCGGGGACCGGGGCGGCACAUUUAAAUAUCUUGCAUUUUGUAGGAAUCUUAAAUUGUUUGGAAAAAUUUGAUGUGCUAAAUAUACAAUUCGAU